AUGGUAACAAUUUUUUCUCAAGUAGCAACAUCGAUGUACUGAUUGUGCAGAAGAAAAAACAAUGGUGUGAUUCCAGAUUUUUAUUUAUAACAUCAAACAAAAGUCCGAUCCUGCAAUAACUUUCCAAAAUCCUACUCAAGACUGUAACAAUAUAGAUUUUAAAUGAAUUUUUGUUGUUUAACGAAUGUAUGGAGUCGCUAAGUGAUGCCAACAGUGAGAGAGAAUCAAAAGACGGAAUUAGAUAUUUAUUUAUUCAUUAAUAAUUAAUAUAGAGUUUGUAAAUUUUGUUUCAUCAGCCCAUUAUAUAUCCUAUAUAUAAAGGAUUAAGGGUUCAGAAAUGUAUAUUACAAGUUAUUUUUCUUCUCGAUUGUAAUGAAGUUUGUGAGUUUUAUUUAUUCUUAUUUAAUCAUUAGCCGAGUUAGGUUUUUCAUGGCGGUUGAGCUUACAUCACAAUGGAUAACAAAGUUAAUAUAAGGAACUGAUGGUAGAUUUUUAUAGUCAUUUGAUGGGAAAAGUAUGGACAAUAUGGCGUCGAACGUGUCAGUACGUAACACUAAACAGAGGAAAGACAAUUUAAUCACAAGGAAGCAGGAUAAAAGCCCCGAGAAGACGAUCAGGGGCACGAGGGGUGCGUACCGGGGUAUCCCCUCAACUUCCAAGAGAGAUGAGGAGACGGACACAGGGUCUUCGGAAAGGCUGGACAGGUCAAAGAAGUUUAUCUCGCAGAAUAAGAGUAGCUAUGGGUUAGGUAAGAGGCCAGAAUUCUUGAAGAAUCGGAAUGUACACCUCGCCUCUUCGCGGUAUGGCCAGAUGACAUCGGGUCUGCACGGACACGGGCACCAGAUAUCGCAGCCGGCGCACCACCUCGACUCCACCGUGCUACCCACGAAGGAGAAGACGGUACACGGCAAGGAGAAGACCUUCAAGGUGGUGAUGGGCGGCGAGGUGGGAGUGAUGAAAGCACCGGUGCUGGGUCCGCGUCCGUACAAUGCACUCGCUAUAAUCCACACGCAGCAGAGUAACACCUUCGACAUGCUAAACACGCUCACCACCAGUGUUGCCAGUCAGCCGGUGGUGGGCGUGGGCGUGGGCGGGUUCCGACGACGCAGCUCUGGUCAGGGCGCGCUGGCCAGCUGCGACCCCGAGCUCGACGACAGUGGGAACAAGCUCGUCGCACGACUAGAAGACGAUGCUUUCAUCUCGGAACAGGAUCUGGAAGAGAACAUACAGAUAGCCACAGCGACGGAGAAAGGUCUGCCUCACGCUGACGACACAGGGGGUGAACAGCCACAAGAACAACAGAAUGGUUUGGUGUAUGGUCCUAUCUAUGAUAAACUGGAUCUGGAGAAGGAUAAGCAGAAGCAGGAUAAAGAAGAUGAGGAGGAACCGAUUGGUGUAUCUCCAUGCGGGAGGUUUUUCAAGUAUGACAAAGAAGUUGGCAGAGGUUCCUUCAAAACUGUGUACCAUGGAUUGGAUACACAGACUGGUGUUGCUGUGGCGUGGUGCGAAUUAUUGGAGAAAAAGCUUAACAAAACGGAGCGUCUCCGUUUCCGUGAGGAGGCGGAUAUGCUAAAGAAGCUGCAGCAUCCCAACAUCGUGCGGUUCUACAACUACUGGGAGGGAACUGUCGCAAAGAAGAAGAACAUCGUCCUUAUCACUGAACUCAUGUUGUCCGGAACACUUAAAGCUUAUCUGAGAAGAUUUAAGAAGAUCAAUCCUAAAGUUUUGAAGUCGUGGUGUCGUCAGAUUCUGAAGGGUUUGAACUUUCUACAUUCUAGGACACCGCCUAUUAUUCAUAGAGAUCUGAAGUGUGACAAUAUCUUCAUAACUGGCACUACUGGCAGCGUCAAGAUCGGCGACCUCGGACUUGCCACACUCAAGAACAGGAGCUUUGCCAAGUCCGUUAUUGGCACGCCGGAGUUCAUGGCGCCGGAGAUGUACGAGGAGCAUUACGACGAGUCAGUGGAUGUGUACGCAUUCGGUAUGUGCAUGCUGGAGAUGGCCACCGGAGAGUAUCCCUACAGCGAGUGCAGCGGACCCGCACAGAUAUACAAGAAGGUCGUCUCGGGUGUGAAACCGCAAAGUCUGGACAAAGUGAACAUACCCGAGGUGAAGGAUAUCAUCGAAUCAUGUAUUAAACCAAACAAAACUGAUAGGCCCAAGGUAAAAGAUCUGCUGAACCACGAGUUCUUCGGCGAGGACAUCGGUCUGCGGCUGGAGAUUGUUGGCCGCGAUCUCGUCACUUCCUCCGACAUCACCAAGAUACAGUUCCGACUCAAGAUCAUAGAUCCUAAGAAACGGUCGUACACGCACAAGGAGAACGAGGCGAUUCAGUUCGAGUUCGACAUGGAGCAGGAUGACUGCGAGGAAGUGGCCAACGAGAUGGCCAAAGCGGGUCUCAUCAUGGAAGAAGAUGCGCGUAUCGUCUACAAGCUGCUCAAAUCGCAGCUCAUCUCGCUCAACCGAUGUUCGUGCCCGGUGUCGCCAGGUCGCAUUGCGAUAUUAGAGAGGAGCGAGAAGAAAGCACAGAUGUUGUUCAAUCAGGAGCUGAUCAACGAGCAGAACAGACAACAAUUGCUACUAGAACAGGUAAAAAUGUUCCAUAACCAACAGCAAGCGAGUCCUGUGGACCAAGUGAAAGCCGGUCUUCUGAACGGUGUGGGAUCACAGCCAACUUUAGCCGCCGUACAGCUAGAUCAACAGUCGCAGUUCCUUCAGACUCAACAACAACUGUUACAGCAACAGUAUCAACAAAUAAGCAACGAAGAAACUGCUAUGAAGAUCCUACAACACAACCUGAUCCAGGCACGUAUAUCACCCUCGCUCACAUCCCUUGAGCAGAACAUCAAGCAGCAGCAGGCGCUUAUGGAACACAAUCUGCUCAACCAGCAGAUGCUGGACCAGAACGUGCCCGCGCAGCUCAUGGAGCAGCAGGCCCAGCUCGAGCCCGUCUCCUCGCAGCAGCAGCUUCACCAGAACAACAUCCUCAACACGCAAUUUGGCCUUAACGAAAUCACCAACCAGAACCAGGCGUUGCAGCAGCACAUCAUACAGCAGCAGCAGAACAUCAUGCGGCACCAAGCUGCCGUCAUACAUCAGAAGCAGAUGGAGGAGCAGCUGACGGCGCAGGAGACCGCCAUCGCUGGCCCGCAGCCGAAUCUUGUUACCGGUCAGGUUCUCGACCCGUCCUUGCAAAAUCUGCAAAAUAUACUCGCGCAGAUCAUUCAAAGACCUGACACACUGCAAUCUAGGAAGGAGUCAGAAUCCGAACAGCAGCAAGCGAUGCAGCAGCAACAGCAGACGCAGCAGACGCCCGCCCUCAGCCAGCAGCCCACUACCGAGAGCGUCGACGUGCCCGCGCCUUCCAUCCAGCAGGAGCAGGAAGCCUUGCAGCAGACCAUGAAUUUACUGGGAUCUCAAAUGCAACAAGCUACUCAAAACCUCGGUUAUCAACAGAAUCAGCAGCAUUUCAUUCAACAUAAUAUACUGUCGGCCGCCGUCGACCCUGGCAUUUUAGCUCAACAGCAACAGGUGGCGCACGCGCAACAACAGAUGGUACAAGCUCAACAACAGUUAAACUUGCAGAAACAAAUGUUGGCCCAGCAACAAUUAGUCUUCCAGCAGCAUAUGCUUAGUCAGCAACAAUUGCACCUCCCCGGGCAGACACUCUCUCCGCAACACUUUAGAAACACGUUGUUCCAGCAGCAGCAAUACCUCGCGCAGCAGGAGCGCCAGUUGCAAACGCAGCAAAACAUCAUCGAUCAGCAGAAUUUGGCGCUCUUGGCGCAAAAGCAACAGCUGAUGGGACAACAACAGCAAAAAGUGGAAGAAAUGUUGCGAGCUCAACGCCCAGUGUAUCAACGGCAGGGCUCCGAACAAAGUCAAAUAAGCACAACUGACGUGCACGACCAGCAGCAACCACUUGUGCAGGAUCAGUAUCAACAGAAGCCACCGUUGCAGCCGCAAAUGUCCGUCGAUCAAAUGCAGCAGUAUCAAAAUCAGUACAUCGAUAUGCAAAUGCAGAAAAAGGAGGAUCAUUACAUUCCUCAAAUGCACCCUCUUCAAGGGCAAUCCCUCCCUCAUAACAUACUGGCUCAGAAUUUUAGUACAGUGCAGCAGAGCGAAAGACAGAUAUCUAGUCAUGAAGGCACUCCGGUGCAGAAUUAUUCUGUCAAUCCUUUGCAGAUGUACCAGCAGCAGAGUCAGCCUGUUCAGACUAUGCAAAACGUUUCCUAUCAAACAGAUUCAACUAUACCGUCUUCGGUGGCAGGAGCUGUACAGCAAAAUAUUUCUCAUGUACAAGAUUCCAAUCAGAUGCAUAUGCAGUCAAUGCAACAACCCCCUGUCCAACAACCAGUUCAACAAUCAGUGCAACAAACGGUCCAGCCUUCGAUCCAACAAUCAGUGCAACAGCCAGUCCAACAAUCUGUUCAAAACACGAUCCAAACUUCUAUGCAACCUUCUAUGCAACAAUCUGUACAACCAUCAGUCCAACAGAAUGUUCAGCCAUCUGUCCAGCAGUCUGUUCAGCAAACUGCCCAACAGACAGCUCAAUCAUCAGUCCAACAGCCUGUACAACCAUCGGUCCAGCAGUCUAGUCAACCUACUACACAGACUUCAGUACAAAGCUCCGCUCAAAUACAAGAAUCAAUACCACAUCAGUUGAGUAUUUCCGAGCCAUCUGACAACGGACACAUCAAUGGAGGGCAAAAGGAGCAAUUUCUGACCCCCAUGACGGAAUUCCCUUCCGGCUCCACUCACCCAGAUGGCAUCAAGCCUCCAGAGUUGAGUUCUGUGGAAGAGAAGUUAGGAGAAGCACAACAAGAAGCUCCCAUCAGCACAGCAGUACCAUCACCCAUCACAAGCGAGAAGAAGUCGCGGGGUUCUAAGAAACGUUCUCGGGAGAAAGACAAGCUACCCAAACUGACGGUGCUCGAAGUGAACGAUUCGGCGACCGUUGUGGAGUGCCAACUAGAGUCCAAGUCCAAAACCGUCACAUUCAAGUUCGACGUCACCGACGUCAACCCUGAGGAGAUAGCCAGUAAUCUCGUGUCAAACAACUUGCUGCCGGAGUGGCAAAGCGUGACGUUCACGGAGCUGAUCCGUGAUAUCGUGCAGCAGCUGCUGAGCGACCCUGCAGCCACACCAGUACUCAGCCCCGCACACCACGCCGCGCUCCGCCUCAACAUGGACAAGACUGACUACGACUCAGAAACGACGGAGCGUGAAGAAAACUUGACUGAUUCGAAUCAGGAUAACUCUGAGUGCACCACGCCCACUGCAAGCCAGGACAGCAUCGCGCUCGCGGAACUGGCGGACGACGAUCCCGUGCCCACGGCACCCACGCCUACGCCCGCUGAUACCGCGCCCACGCCCACUCCUACACCCACACCCGCAUCCGCGCCUGCCCCAGCCCCCGCGGUCCCUGCACACUUGCCCGCUGAGAUAUCGUCGAGAAAGAUCAGCACCGCUUCUUCUAUAGGUUCUAAUCAAUCGGACGGCGGCUCGAUACCACCAGAUCGUUCUGGCAGUUCUGAAUCUCAAAACGGCGAGAAGAAAACCCAAAAACCUACUCGUAAGAUAUCGAGAUUUCUAGUCAGCCCCGUUGUGGACCGCGGCGAGGAGGUCGUGGAGGAGAAGACCGAGCCCGAGAGGCCUCCCGAGCCCAAGUUGUACUCCGAGGUCGCCAAGGAGCCUCGUAAAGACGCCCAGGUCAACGGUCUGCCAGAGGAACAGGCCCCUCCGGCCUCGCAACCGCCACCCGCCGCGCAACGACUGCAGCAGCCCCAGCAGCCACAGCAGCCUCAGCAGCCCCAGCAGCCUCAGCAACCCCAGCAGCCUCAGCAGCCUCAGCAAUCCCAGCAGCCUCAGCAACCCCAGCAGCCUCAGCAACCCCAGCAGCCUCAGCAGCCCGCACCGGCCACACAGGUCACACCGCAAGUCAUUCCUCAAGAAAAAUAUGUUCCUACGCACCAGUAUUCAGUAGCGUCGCAGAUGCAGCCGCCGCACACCGUCACCGAGCAGAAGAUGGAAGUGAAGCAGGACAUACCCAUCAGCGCGCCCAUAGCUCAGAGCGUCGUGCCGCCCAUCACCGCCCCCAUCGUCAACAACAUACAGCCCACCAUCCCCCCCGCGUUACCCUUCCAGACUCCCAUGAUAAACCCCAACUUGCUCAGCGGGACGCUUCAGACCAAUCUAACCAACUUGAGCACGCCCCUCCAAAUAGCUACAGACACGCCUCUCCUCGGAUUAAGCCAAGUGGGCACGCCGAUAGGAGUGGGCGCGGAUUUGGGUCUCGGAAUUGGCCUGGGGCCUGUAGGUCCUACGCUGGCCGACCCUGUGGGCUUGAGUCGGCUACCUUUCGCCCAACCCGCCCUCGCGCCCACACCGAGCCUGACCGAUGCUCUGCCGAACGCUGAGAACAUACAGAGGAUGUUGCUGAAGCAGAAUAUUAUGAACCAGCAGCAGAACCUGACGGGUCCAAACCUGUUGGGUCUGCUGAACCAGCAGCAGUACCCGCAGCCCGACCUGGCGCUGCACAACAACCUGCUCACUAACGCACAGCCCGCGUGCGGUACGAUUGCGGGCGCGCGGCUGCCGGGCCACUACACGCCGCAGAAGUACUACCAACCUAUGCUGGCCUGCGCGGCUACUGCCAACGACUUUAUAGCUCAGCAGCAAGCUCUGCAGGGCUCGGUGUGCCCACUGGGCGCGCCAACAUUGGGCGGGGGCUUCCCCCUGGGCCUGGGGCUGGGCACGCCCAUGCUGCAGCACCAGCUCGCCGCCCACAAUCUGGCGCUCAAUCAGAACCUCAUGGGGCAGAAUCUUGGACAAAACUUAGGUCUAGCAACUCAAAACUUGGGCGUUGGGGGUCAGAAUCUCAUGGGCGGGCAGAAGUUCGGUGUAGGCGGACCCGCGUUGUCAUUGGUAGGGGCGGGGCAGCUGCACCGCGCUGCGCACGCGCACCACGCGCAUCAUACGCUCGCGCGCAGGGCUGUAGACCUCGAUGGAGCUGGUAUGACGAACGUGAACUCUACGGGGUCGUCACAACCGAGCACACCUAACAAGAAUCAGUCGUACGAGUACAUGCUCUCUCUGCAGCAGAAGCUCUCCUCUAUAGCAAAUAGCGGCCCGGUGUCCCCGCAGUCCCCGUUGGAGUACAGCCCCAUGUUGUCGCCCACGCAGCGCGCCAUGCACGCCAUGCCCACGCAUAAGACAGGAGAGGGUAGUGAGGCGCCAGGCAGUGAGGCAGGCGAGGGACCAGAAGUGGGCGGGGCGGUAGGCGUGGUCGGGGGCGUGGCGGCGCACGCGUCGCGUCUCGCGCACCUCGACCAUGAGCUCAGCAAGAUCAGUCUACACUACAAACAUACACCCAACAAGGACGUGUUCAUGGAGCACGGCGCGGAGGAACACGAGAUUAUGUCUGACAAUGUCAACGAUGGCGCGGGCAGCGCUUACGAAGCUAAAGAAUCUUCGCACGUGUUCGGCGAGAACGCACUUGACGAUAUGUCGUGCGACAACACCUCCUGGUGCGAGGAGGGCGUGGGGGAGGUGGGGGAGGGCGGGGCGGAGGCGGAGGUGGAGGCGGCGGACACGUACGUGCUGACGGACGCGGCUCGUGCGCGCUGCUACGUACUCACGGACGCGCUCAGCGGCCGCGUCGCCACAGUACUCGACCCGGCGCCACAACAGACUGAUCCGAAGCAGGCGGCUGAAGAAAUAUCGGAAGAUAAGGAACGCAGCUUCCUGAUUGUGGACCCGGCGCGUGAUAUGACGUGCACAGUGCUCGCGCGUACACUAGACCUCGAGCGUGACUCCGCCUUCGACCGCUUCGUAGAGCGCACCUACAGUCAACACGAGCAUACGCCUGAUGAGAAGAGUGAGAGCGUGUCUGUAACGGAGGAGCUGAACAAGUGGCGCGGUGUGGAGGUGGAGGGGCAGACGUGGCGCGAGGGGGCGGAGGUGUCGGGGGCGGGGCUGUGCGGGGCGGGGGCGGGGCCGCGGGCUGCGCGUGCGCAAGUUGGCGCGCUGCUCGCUGACGUGCUCGUCGACGACGUUCUCACCGAUAGAGCGUGGUGCCGGCAGGUGGUGCUGCUGUCGCUGCGCACGGCAGCGCCCUCAUGACAAGUGUAGCGACUCACAAAGUACCUUAUAUUUAUUGUACCGUGUAUCAUAAACUAUAUCUAUAUCAUUAAUCCUAAAUAAAAUAUUCAUAUGUGAUAUCUC
Papilio machaon (common yellow swallowtail) is the source of this 8226-nucleotide messenger RNA. RefSeq names its product serine/threonine-protein kinase WNK1-like (gene Wnk). NCBI's taxonomy places the organism in Eukaryota, Metazoa, Arthropoda, Insecta, Lepidoptera, Papilionidae. Gene Ontology annotation, molecular function: chloride channel inhibitor activity; ATP binding; potassium channel inhibitor activity. The transcript has 35 exons. Gene Ontology annotation, biological process: monoatomic ion homeostasis; intracellular signal transduction; positive regulation of potassium ion import across plasma membrane. Bases 517 to 8124 code for a protein of 2535 amino acids. Gene Ontology annotation, cellular component: cytoplasm. The record is from RefSeq and is a predicted model, not a curated record.